AUGGGAGACCUGCGCAGAGCGGCACGUGAGCAUUUGAAACGACCGGAUCUCGACGCAAAUCCAGAAUUCGAUCCAACGGACAUUGCAAUACCAGGAGGACUGGAUCUACUACGUCAAGAGCUAUCAUCAAAGGGAAACACAAAUCACUUAGAGACAUGCGAAAACCUCCUUGUUGUCCAGGGAUAUCUCAAGGCCUGGGGGUCGAGAUCCUUAUCAGAGGACGACAAGAAUGCCGCAAAUGACCUGUAUGAUUGGGCAGCUGCCAUUGCUCUUCCAUCCUCUUUAUUUGCGGAGUCAGAGAGUUUGUCAGAAAAAAUCGAUAUAAUAAGGGACAGUCGAUUUAGGUUAACUCUUGCGAUAUCGGUUCUCUCAUAUCUAACAGGUCUCUUGCCAAUACAGAGGGCGUUUAACGCCCCGGACAUUAUCGUUGCGUUGGCGAGCUUUACCUCUGAAAAAGACGCCUGGGUCACCAAGGAAAGCUUCGCAAAGUCCACUACGGUGCUCCAAGCAUACAUUACGGAAAGGAGAUUAGAAAAUGAUCCUUCGCUUUGGUCCAUGAUUGAGUAUAUCCUCAAGAACAGGAUAAAACCCCUCUUCAGUAAAACGAGGAAUCCUGCUAUCACCGCUGCUGGCCGAAAGAACUUCCAUCCUAUUCCUCUACCCCGAUUCGAUAUGAGUGUGUUAGAUCCAGAGACCAAACCAUGGAAGGUCAGUGAUGUAUAUGCAACGACAGUGUUUUCCUGGAUUAUCAUGCAGUAUCUGCCGACGGAUCGGGAUCAUCUGGAGGCGCAUUUCCCACUCCUAGUUCCACCAAUUCUGGCUCUCAUCGAUGAUGAAAGCCUACCUUUCAAGGCGCACGGCUGCAGCCUUCUUUCGCAAUUUCUCAUUCCCAUCCGGGAAAGUGGAUCUGAUAUCCUCCGGCGCUCGAAUCUGUCAUCUGUCUUCGAAGAGGCAGUGACUCCAUGUCUUCUUUCUCUCCCGACUAUAACUCCGGAGGAUGACUCUCUCCAGCUCCUAGGAGUCGCAUACCCUGCUCUUCUGUCUCUCUUGAAGACAAGCUACGGAUAUCCUUCUUAUAAACUGCCACAUCCAAGUUCUCGACACCAGCAGCUAUCAAAGGACAAGCAGAAGUACACAGACAGCGUGACAAAGGUCCUACGGUUCAAUCUCAUCCCAUCAUUCCACCACAUCAGCUCCACAAAUCCCGCAUCCGUCUCAUCUUUCGCAUCAUUCCCAUUCCCACGACUGUCUGCCUUCUUGGUAGAGCAGAUAACUAUAGCAGUCAAUGAACUUCAAAUCCACACAACAAAAUACCUCCAGGAACUCAUUCCACUGCUUUACAGUACGCUUUCCAGUCCAUUCGGAACCGCUUACCCGCUUCUUCUCCUUGCAGCCACAACAGCUACAUGUGCAGUGAUUCUCAAUGCUCAUCCUCGUGUAUGGCGUUGGCGUGGAGAGCUUCUGGGUGGAGCGUGCUCGUGCUGGCUCCAAGUGUCUGAGGAGGAGAAGCGGAUCGCUGAACAGGCUGCAAGGGGGGAAGAGGCCCAACCAGACCGUUCAGGUAGCCAGGGCUUGGUCAAAUUGAGAAUGCAGCUCAGGAGUCUUGUCUACUUGUUGAAGUUUACGCUGUUGAACCCUAUUCCUGUUCAGGGCCAGCUUGAUGCAGGGCAAUUGGAUGCAAAGGAGAAGAUUCAGAAGGAGUUACAGGAGCUUGUUCAUGCGGAUGAUGAUUUGAGGGAUCUCCUUUUUUUCGAGAUUGGUCCCGAUGAUGCUAAUAAGUUCUUCUAAAUUUAUUUCUUCCCACAGGGAGAGCUAGGAGGUAUAAGUAAUAUUUGGUGUUGACCCCUGGUCGCAUAAAUCGCUUAAUUAGCUGGUUUAGUAGUUGGUGCUCGAUCCCUGAGUCCUCUGUUAACCCGAGGGGCAUCCUAGACGCU
Molecule: messenger RNA, 1934 nt
Organism: Monascus purpureus
Lineage: Eukaryota; Fungi; Ascomycota; Eurotiomycetes; Eurotiales; Aspergillaceae
Source: the annotation of a GenBank genome assembly